UUUUUUUUUUUUUUUUUUUAAAUUAAAGGGUUAACCCGAAAUUCUAACUCUUUAUAAUUAUAAAUGGGUUGGAUUGUGUUCAAAAUUUUCACCGAGUUUAGUUAAAAACCUUGGGCGGGCAUUUUUAGAAUUUUUAGGUUAUUGCGACGGCAACAGGCGGAGGGAGACAGCGAGACGAAGCUUGGACGACGGUGAGAUUGGGGAGGGCACUGCCACGGUGGGCGAGGUAGCAGCCGCAGGCGGUAGUCUGCUCCUCUUUUACUGAUUUUCUUCUCCUUGUGGAGUGUGAGACAUGGAGGAAAUGGCGAAAGUUCAAUGCAAAAGUUUGGAUAGAAUUAGCGUUCUUCCACAAGACACAAUUGAAAACAUUCUUACUCAUAUGCCAAUCAGAGAUGCAUUGAGGACAAGCAUUUUGUCAAAGAAAUGGAGACAUUACUGGAAGGGAAUGCCUAAACUUGUAUUUGAUGACGAGUACUUAAAGGGCAUGCCUAAACUUGUAUAUGAUACUCCGUUCUCAUAUACCUCAUCAAGUAGCAAAGAAAAUAUAAGUUUGUCAAUGCCAUCUUCCAUGUUUUGUUGCUACACAAUGGUGAUAUUAGAAUUCAGUAUCUCUAUUAAUACCGAUGCAAAAAUUGUUGAUGAGAUUGACCAGAUAAUAUUUCAUCUUUCAAAGAGCAAAAAUAUCAAGAAAUUCAUCUUUAAGUUUUGGUCAAAGUACAACUUCAGUUUAGAAUAUGUUAAGCGCUACAAGCUACCCUCUAUGUUCUUUUCAUUGCAAGGACUAGAACACCUACAUCUCACACAUUGUGUCAUUGAGCUUCCAUUAACAUUUGAUGGAUUUAUUACCUUGAGGAGUCUCGAGUUAUUUGAUGCCAACAUCACUGCACAGACGCUUCAACAGAUACUUACCAAUUGCCCAAUACUUGAGGAAUUUAUACUGAUGGGAUGUCAAAACGACUCUACUACACAAGGAGACAAGUGUACAUUUCUUGAGCUAUCGGAGCGUUUACCUUUGGUUCAGGUUUUGAAAAUCUCCAAGUCUUAUAUCAAGCAACACGUUACUACAAAUGAUAUGAAGAAACUCCUCACUUCACUUGUCCACUUGAGGAUACUUUGUUUUGAUGUGUGUUUUCAGAAAGAAGAUGGGCUUUCAUAUGCUCUCAAUGUGAUCAGCAGCUCCCCAAAUUUGGAGAAGAUAAAAAUAGAGCUGUGUUUGAACCAUGAGCUCUGUGGUGAAGAAACUUGCAAUGACUUGCUUGAUCUUCAAGACUAUUCAGGCAUCAAUUUGGAUCAUCUUGAAGAAUUGGAGAUAACAAAUUUCGGUAACUAUGAUCCAGAGAUGGAGUUUCUGAAACUGAUCAUGGCUAAGUCACCUCUGCUUAAGAAAGCACGAAUCAAGCUCAGUAAAUCUGUUUCUGUUGACAAAGAAGUUAAGAUGCUUCGAGAUUUGCUACGAUUAACAUUUCCACGUGCAUCACCAGCAGUGGAUAUCAUUAUUGAACGCUAAAUUUUAACUUAGUUAAAUUUAAGGAUUGUUUAAAUGUCUUUUUGGGUUGAUUACAAGUAUUAUGACAAAUGUUACUUUUUUACCCUCUGUAUUCUUGACUAAUCUUUUUGAUCCGGAGUAAGAAAACACUAGUGAAAGCUAUAAGAUGUAAAUGUUAUAUAA
Messenger RNA from Lactuca sativa (garden lettuce), 1669 nucleotides. Its product is annotated as F-box/FBD/LRR-repeat protein At1g13570. The record is from RefSeq and is a predicted model, not a curated record. NCBI's taxonomy places the organism in Eukaryota, Viridiplantae, Streptophyta, Magnoliopsida, Asterales, Asteraceae. Gene Ontology annotation, molecular function: protein binding.